This is a messenger RNA of Silurus meridionalis, 2287 nucleotides long. RefSeq names its product dishevelled-binding antagonist of beta-catenin 3a (gene dact3a). Gene Ontology annotation, cellular component: cytoplasm. NCBI's taxonomy places the organism in Eukaryota, Metazoa, Chordata, Actinopteri, Siluriformes, Siluridae. Gene Ontology annotation, biological process: negative regulation of canonical Wnt signaling pathway. The record is from RefSeq and is a predicted model, not a curated record.
UCGAGUCCAGACGUCGCUGGAGCAGAGAUGGAGGAUGCAGUUGGAGUUUCGGGAAGAGGGGGAUUAGAGUUGUUCAAGGAUAUAUAGUUUAAAAAGAAAAGGUUUUAAGGAUGCACCGCGCCUUCUCAUUUGCCAUGGCCCCGGAAAGGAGCCGGUAUAAGGGGAGACUGGAGGAAACGCUUGCGGGUUUGUGUGAGCUGGAGAUGCUUAAACAGCGGCAGGAGAGCCUCGUGCUUAGCGCGCUCGCUCUCGCAGACUCGGGACCGGGUUGUGCACGCGCGGCGUGGCCCCUGAUCCGACGCUGCUUCCCAAGUUCUGCAAACCUGGAGCAUGGAGAUCCAGGAUCAGCAGAACAGCAGGGUUUGAUGGCAGUUCUUCAGCAGCAGGUUGGAGAACUAAGAGUGGAUUCAGAGACCAGCUCCGUGGAGCACCCAAUAGAAACAGGAGAUAGACCAAGUUCAGAUCUCUGUGAGCAGAGAGAGCCUUCUCUGGACUUAGGUGACCUCUCUUCCAGGACCUCUUUCGCAAUCCAUACACCUAGUUCUAGUGAGAGGUUAAAAUCUGCUGGAGAUACUUUUGUGACUGGUCGUGAUGGACUACAGGACUGUGUGGGAUCUGCAGGACGAUCUCCGGUUCCACACUUGCUCUCAGUCAACCAGCUGCCGCUCAUGGGUUUGUCAAAGAGAGGUGUCGAGGGGGAGCGAUGGCUAUGGCCAGAUGCUAAUGGAGCAGGAGAUGAAGAUGAGCCCUCUGCUGAGGACUACCAUCAGGCUCAGCAUGUGGAGACCUACAUCCUGGGUCUGAUCCAGCGGCGUCAUGUGGCCACAAGGCAGUGCAAACCCCGUACUAACAUGAGCCCUGAAGCCAGAGGCGUGAUGAGGCAAAGUAGUCUUUGCCGCAAGGAACAUGUUUUCAUUUCUGAUCAUUCCAAGGUCUCCCAAAGCCCAGAGAAACAAGCGUGGGCCUCCUACAGCCUUGAAGAUGAGCAGCUUGGGGGCUUUUCCUCUGGAGAGCAUCUCCCUUCUCACUAUUCAAGGCUUGAGGAGCAAAUCCCUGCUCAUUUCACAAGACCUGAGGAGCACCACCCUACACAUUAUACCAGACCUGAGGAGAAGCUGUCAACACAAUUUCCCAGGCCUCCAAUAUCAGAAAUUCACUCCACACCUUUAGAUUUCCCCACUGGAGAUUUGGACCCCAGCAGCAGUGAAGCAGAUUCGCCUCAACACUACCAACUCCCACAUUCACCCUCUUCGGAAGAGCAUUUAGUCAAUGCACAGUACAUCCCAGCAAAGCCAUGCCAGGCACCAAUGAGAGCUAAAACAUCUCGUGCCCAUGCAGCCCCCAAAGCGGGCCGUGGGAACGGCACAUACUCCCCUGAAAGACCACAGCCUAAGUCACGGGCCGUACCCAAGAAGUGCCGUUUUAGUGAGGAAAGGGCACCUGCAAAGAAACCUGGAAGAAAAGCCUGUCGCUCGCAGUCAGAGAACAGCCUGCUGGGCCAGAAGGGUGUCCCAGAGCGAAAGUACAGCACAGUGGAGCGUGACACAGGGCGUGCUAACCAGUCCAAAUCCAGACACCAGCAAAUUGGCCUUGGCCACCGCCGUUGGCGCUCUACACUAGAGCUGAGCCAGGAUGAAGCAGAGCCUACACCGGAACGAGAGGUCAGACGCACCCGUAGAUCUAGGCCUGCUGCACCAACCUAUGUCUACAACCAGACUUCUCAGCACCUUCAUCAACAUCAUUCACACCACUUCCCUCAUUCACACCUUCACUCAGACUACCCACUGCACAGCCCAGCAUGCCGUCCAGAGCGGGCUAAGCACCCGGGCCCUGGAGAGUGGGAGUCCAGUCUGAGUGAAGGUGAGUCCCCUGGCUCCAGUUCUAUGUCUAGUGACUCUGAUGAGAGUGGAGGACUGGUGUGGCCUCAGCAACUUGCACCACCUUUGGCUCCUCCCUCUCCCCCGACUCCUUCUGGGGCACCACUGCAGUCCAAAGCCUUGGUCAAGAUCAAAGCUUCACAUGCCCUCAAGAAGAAGAUCCUUCGUUUUAGAACUGGUUCCCUCAAAGUCAUGACCACCGUUUGAGCUACUGGGUUAUGGAGAUCUUUUCUCUUCACUGUUAUAGGCUGUCCUGCGACACGGAAGGAAGGUGUAAGUUCAAGCUACCUGCCUCAGAUUGUGGUGAAUCUGAGCCUAAAACCAUCAUGUACAUAUCUGUCUAUGUGAUAAAUUGUUGAUUGUAUUUAUGAUUCUACUCUGUAAAUAAAAAUCUUGAGUCAUGUCUUUAA